This is a messenger RNA of Exaiptasia diaphana, 4083 nucleotides long. RefSeq names its product patched domain-containing protein 3. The transcript has 6 exons. NCBI's taxonomy places the organism in Eukaryota, Metazoa, Cnidaria, Anthozoa, Actiniaria, Aiptasiidae. The coding region runs from base 427 to 3090 and encodes 887 amino acids. Gene Ontology annotation, cellular component: membrane. The record is from RefSeq and is a predicted model, not a curated record.
AAUAUGGGUUAAAGCUAAAUUACAGGAUAAACAAACCAAAAUUUACUGACGCAAUUUAGUGGUGUGUGUAAAAGAAACAAGGUUCUUAUUUUCAGGUGUUUACUGUAUUAUUCGCCACUCAAGUGCAAACCACCGCUGACCUUCAAUGACUUGGAUUCAGUUCGUGACCAUCGCUAAGUUCCGUCAUCAAAAACGUGCUAUAAUAUUUCGGUUAUUGUGUGCUCUGCUGCUCGUCAUAGUUUAUAUUUCCAGCAUUUAUUAUAUCCAAGAUCUUCGAUCUCGACUAUUUAACGUGAACAAGCUUAAUGGAAUAUUCGAAGUCGAAGUUAAUAAGAGGGAUUAGACGGAAGUGAUAACUAAAGAGUCACAAGCUGUAACUAGACUUUGGCUUAGUUAAGGAGAAACACAGUAAAGACAGUCAAAAUAAUGGCAAAGACAAAUGGUAACAGUUGCUGCACGAAGUGUUGCCAUUCUUGGGCGUCUUGUAAUCGCUGUUUCCAUGGCAUAUUCAAGAGAGUUUUUGGUGGACUAGGUCGUUGCAUUGCCAAUCACCCUUGGGUUACAAUAUUCCUGUGCUUGUGUAUCAUUGGUGCUUGCAGCGGGGGAUUUUAUAGAUUCAACUCAGAAAUACGAACUCAUAAACUCUUCGUGCCUCAAGACAGCCAAGCAAUGAAAGACUUGGAUAAAGCUGAGAAAAACUUCAAGUCCUUGAAUGCUAAGCAAGAGUUUGUUAUCUUCAUUCCACAAGAUGGUGGCAAUGUUCUUAGAAAAAACUGUCUUCAAGAUGUCAUUGAUUUUCAUGAGCAAAUCACAUCAAUGAAAGACUACGUGAAGUAUUGCCAGCCACGAGGUGGAAGCGCCGCAAAUUGGAGGUCAUGUAUCAUCACUAAUCCUCUUGAGAUCUUCAACUACACCACAAGCAACUUAGUGGAUAUUUCAGAAAAGCUAACCAAGGCAUACAAUGACAUUACCUUAACGCUACAGAACAACAAACCCGCAAGAUUUUCAUUCAGUCAAAUGCUUAGCAAUAUAAAGAUGAACAAAACAAGGUUUAUUGAAAGUGCAGAGACAAUUCAAGUGAGUUACUUGAUGCGGAACCCAACAAAAGAUGAAACAGAGAACGAGAAGGUUAUGGAAUGGGAAAAGAAGUUCAUCGAAAAACUCAAUUCUUUAAAAAGCAAAAUGUCCUGUUCUGAUCUUUUUUAUUCAGCAGAGCGCAGUCUUGAUGAUGCCAUUGCAGAGAGCAGCAGUAGUGACAUCGCUCUUAUUUCCGUCACAUUCACCCUUAUGAUAACCUUUUGUUGUGUGAUGCUCGGAAAGUUUCGAAAUCCAUUGAUAGGUCAUUCUCUCCUUGCUAACUCUGGUAUUCUUGCUGUUGCCCUAGGGAUUCUCUCAGGGUUUGGACUUACUCUGUACACUGGUUUUCCAUUUGUCAGUAUUGUCGGUGUCCUUCCUUUUCUAAUACUUGGUAUUGGAAUUGAUGAUAUGUUUAUAAUUGUGGACGAGAUGGAUCGAAUGGAUAACAAGAUGACGGUAGUCGAGACAGUGAAAACGGUCAUGGCGAACAGCGGAGCAACAGUUACAAUGACAACGGUUACCGAUCUUGUAGCUUUUGCUGUCAGCACUAGUACAGAGUUCCCUUCUGUCAAGUACUUUUGUGCCUACGCAGCCAUUUCCAUCACUUUUUCCUAUUUGUGGAUUGUGACGUUAUUUGUUGCUUUUAUGACGUUUGAUAUUCGAAGAAUCAAAAAUAACCGCCGAGAUUGUACGCCAAUCUGCUUCGCUCCUGCACCUAAAGUUGGAGACCCAGAAUGGGACGAACCACAGCCUCAAUCAUCCAAUAAGAUUAUGAAACUCUGGUCACGUUUUUUGAUGAAGAUACCAGUGAGGGUAGUAGUAGUGCUUCUUUCGAUGGGGCUCUUAGCUGCAGGGAUAUAUGGUACCUUACACAUCAGCGAACGUUUUGAUCGAAAAGUUCUUGCCAAAGAUGGUUCCUACUUCAAGCUCUUUAUUGCUAUGCAAGAAAAACACUAUGAGACAGGAAUCCCGGUCCAGAUAAUUAUUGAAGGCAAUCAAAAGUACGAGACRAAAGAAAUACAGGAUGAAGUUGUAAAACUGUCAAACAUUGUUGCUGAGAACAAGUUUUUUCAAAAUUCGACCAUUUCAUGGAUGAAGUCUUUCCAYGCGUUUGCACAAACUGCACGAUUAAAUACUACAGAGAGUUUCUUCCUCAGUUCAUUGAAUGUCUUUCUAAAUCAACCUGCGUACUCCCAUUUCAAGGAAGAUAUCAAAUUUUCAUCUGAUGGUAAAAGCAUCGAGACUUCUCGCCUCUCAUCUGUUACAAAACCAACUACAAACUCAAACGUACAAAAGGAUUUAAUGAUAUCGAUACGAAAAGACCUCAAAGACAAAUCAAAAUUGAAUGUGUUUCCUAUCAACAAGAACUUUAUCUAUUUUGAACAAUACGUAAUUAUUGGCGAGGAAACGUUUAGAAACUUGAUCAUCGCAGGACUUGCAGUAUUGGUGAUAACAUGGCCAUUUCUUCUAAGCUUUACUGUAACUCUACUGGUUUUUCUUGGUUUUGUGGCAUUGGUAGUUGAGCUAUUUGCUUUGAUGUUCAUUUGGGAUGUAACUCUCAACUCCGUUUCUAUGAUAAACCUUGUYAUGGCUAUCGGGUUUUCUGUGGACUACAGUGCACACAUUGCUCAUGCCUUUGCAACAUCAUCGGAGAGUACAGCGGAAGGCCGUGUAGAGCAUGCGCUAUCCACCUUAGGAGCAAGCGUGGUCAUGGGAGGAAUUAGCACGUUUCUUGGUAUGAUCGUCUUAGCCUUUGCAAAAUCAGAGAUWUUUCGUAUCUUCUUCAAGAUGUUCUUGGGUAUCGUGGUGCUUGGUCUUCUACACGGUCUGUGUUUUUUACCAGUCUACAUGUCCUUAAUUUGUAGAUGGAAGCCACAUUCAGCCAAGGUGCGUAACGAUGGAGCGAUGGAUAACCAUGAAAUGAGUCAUGAUAAUACUGCAUGUAACCAUGAYAACAAUGCAUAUAACGGCCGGACGCAAUUAAGCUCCACUCCACCAAUUUUCAAUAGCUAGUGAUAAUCACAAGACUCAAUGGUAGAAAGCGAGUUUUUCAAACUGAUAGACAAAGAUUUUCACAACACUAUUUAUCGUUUUUAAUCGUUCUCGUGAGAUUCAAAAGAUAAAAGACCGGCGGCCAUGUUGGAUGAGUGAACUAUUGAUACUAAUAAGUGAGUAAUCUUCAAUUUCCUAUUCUGUACUCACAUGUUUACUGCACUACAAAUUUUAUAAUCAAACACAACAGUUAUUGAAGAUAUAUUUAUCUGCUACGUCAAGACCUUGUUUCCAGGCCCUUAUCUCUUCGCUUGGGAACCCAAGGGCAUGGGGACGAGGUUGCCCCAAACGAGGUUAAAAUCUGAUAUUCAAAAUGGUAAAGAUUUAAUAAUGAGAAAUGUUUAAUAAUAUGAUUAAUGAGAAAUGAAUAACUGUAACCUAUACAGCAGAUGUAUCAAUAAAUUCUAUUAUAUAUCAAGUAACUAACAGCUGUAAUUAAAAUCGGUAAAUAAAUAAAUAGAUUAAGAAUGAUAAUCAUGGAAUGCCAUACAACAUAAAACCAGAUUAUCAAUAUCUUGUCCUGGAUCAUGUUUCUUAUUUUGAUGUUUUAUAGUUUCUACCCAUAAACCAUAGCGAGCAGUGCACGACAACAUUGGUUCCAAACGACUAUUUYAUGAAAGUGCAAUAUCUCAUGAAUAAGUUGGACAUUGUCGAAAAUUGAAGGCUCGUGUUUGAUGACACCAGUAGGCAAAUCAAAUAACAUUCUAAAACUCAUCCAUCUAUGUCUCUUGGCAACAAAACCAUUUUAGUUCAAAAGCAGACAUAUUCAAAUGUCACAUUUUAUUGAUGUUCCACCUCUAAUUCUCCAGACACAGUUAAGUUGUUGAUUUUUCAAUUAUACCAUCAAGCAAAUCCAAGCAAUGAGCAAUUAUAACCGACAAGCUUUCAUUUAAAAGUCCACACAAACACAAUGACUACAACCAAUAUGAUUAAAAAUUGUAUUCCCUGAAAAAA